Limulus polyphemus (Atlantic horseshoe crab) is the source of this 790-nucleotide messenger RNA. RefSeq lists its product as uncharacterized. Gene Ontology annotation, biological process: positive regulation of apoptotic process; apoptotic signaling pathway; apoptotic process. NCBI's taxonomy places the organism in Eukaryota, Metazoa, Arthropoda, Merostomata, Xiphosura, Limulidae. The record is from RefSeq and is a predicted model, not a curated record. Gene Ontology annotation, molecular function: DNA binding. Gene Ontology annotation, cellular component: Ino80 complex. Bases 11 to 790 code for a protein of 259 amino acids. The transcript has 4 exons.
GUAGUAAAAAAUGGCAACUGUGUCUGAUGUUAGUCUAACAUCUGAAAUUUUGGUUAAGCAAGAUGAAAAUAAAAUACCCCCAGAAGACAUUGAUGGGAUUCACAACAUUCCGGAGAAAAAAUAUAAAAAAGAACAAGAUGUCGAUCCUUAUGAGAAAAAAUAUUACGUACUCCUUCGGAGGUGUGAAAGCGUUCAACAGAGUAAUGAAAGAAUUGUGAACAGAAUUCGACAUGUAAAACAAUUAUUGAGGCAUUUUAGAAGAGAUCGCAGGUGUUUAUUGCAGAGGCUAGAUCAGCUUGGUGAUGACUACAGGUCUGCAGCUCUGGAGCUAAUGAUGGAGGACAGUCACCUUGACUCGAGUCCUGCUCCAUCAGUGACAUCAUCAUCAACCGAUAAUUUUAGUGGACUACCGACAGAAUCUCCUCGAACAAUUACAACUACAUCAACAAGUACACCAACUUCUCGAGCUCCACCAAAGCAAACAUGUCCUCCAUCUUCUUCCUCAUCAUCCAAAAAGAGGGUUAGGCCAGAUAAGGAUUCAUCAAGUUCGAAGAAAGUUCAGGUAGCCUCAUCAUCAUCACUGGAACAAACUUCAACCACGAAGAAAGCUAUGAAUCCACUUACGUUAAGUGGGCCCGAACUGAAGACAUCAAACAGUUUAGCAGGAACAUUUGUCCCUGUGAAAAAGGUAGAUUUUGGUUCAUUAGGUUUUUUUUCUUUACUAUUUAUAAAUCAGAAUGCUAGUAAUAUUUAUUGCUUAAUGUUUUGUAGCCAAUAUGCUGAGAAAUAA